This is a messenger RNA of Lagopus leucura (white-tailed ptarmigan), 3700 nucleotides long. RefSeq names its product leucine rich repeat containing 8 VRAC subunit D (gene LRRC8D). Bases 24 to 2594 code for a protein of 856 amino acids. The transcript has 3 exons. Gene Ontology annotation, molecular function: protein binding. The record is from RefSeq and is a predicted model, not a curated record. NCBI's taxonomy places the organism in Eukaryota, Metazoa, Chordata, Aves, Galliformes, Phasianidae.
GCAAAGAAGCGACUGAAAAAGGAAUGUUUACCCUUGCAGAAGUUGCAUCGCUCAAUGACAUCCAGCCAACCUAUCGUAUCCUGAAACCAUGGUGGGAUGUAUUUAUGGAUUAUCUAGCGGUUGUGAUGUUAAUGGUUGCCAUUUUUGCUGGAACCAUGCAAUUGACCAAAGACCAGGUGGUCUGCUUGCCAGUUUUGCAGUCUACUAUAAACUCAAAAGCACAACCCAGCACAUCAGGGAAGGCUGACUUUACCACUGUUGAAACAACCACUGGUCAAGGAGAAGAAGCAUCAACGAGAACGGUUUCUUUUGGAAGUGCCCCUACUGUAACACCUGAUGUACCUCUGAGCAGAGCUACCUCUCCUCAGUAUCAACCCACUGAAUCAAGUCAGGAGCUGAAGAAGGAGCAGAAGGAUUCUUCAGGCCGCAAAACAAAUUUGGAUUUUCAGCAAUAUGUAUUUAUUAACCAGAUGUGCUAUCAUUUGGCUCUUCCUUGGUAUUCAAAGUAUUUUCCCUAUCUUGUUCUCAUCCAUACCAUUAUUUUAAUAGUCAGUAGCAAUUUUUGGUUCAAGUAUCCCAAGACCUGCUCAAAAAUUGAGCAUUUUGUGUCCAUAUUAGGGAAGUGUUUUGAAUCCCCUUGGACUACAAAAGCACUGUCUGAAACAGCGUGUGAGGACUCUGAGGAGAACAAACAGAGGUUAACUGGUGCCCAGUCCCUGCCCAAGUAUGUUUCCACUAGCAGUGAUGAAGGAAGCCCAAGUGCCAGCACCCCCAUGAUAACAAAGUCUGGCUUCAAAUUUUCAGCUGACAAGCCAAUGAUUGAAGUUCCCAGUGUCACUAUUUUAGAUAAAAAAGACGGAGAACAAGCCAAAGCACUGUUUGAGAAGGUCCGCAAGUUCCGGGCUCACGUGGAGGACAGCGAUCUGAUUUACAAACUCUACGUUGGCCAGACUAUCAUCAAGACUUUUAAGUUCAUAUUUAUUCUCUGCUAUACUGCUAACUUUGUCAACACCAUUAGUUUUGAACACAUCUGCAACCCAAAAGUGGAACACCUGAUUGGCUACACGCAGUUUGAAUGUACGCACAACAUGGCUUACAUGUUGAAGAAGCUGCUUAUCAGCUAUAUUUCUCUCAUUUGUGUCUAUGGUUUUAUCUGUCUCUACACGCUCUUCUGGCUGUUCCGAAUACCCUUAAAAGAAUAUUCCUUUGAAAAGGUCAGAGAAGAGAGUAGUUUCAGUGAUAUUCCCGAUGUCAAAAAUGACUUUGCGUUUCUUUUGCAUAUGGUAGAUCAGUACGACCAACUUUAUUCUAAAAGGUUUGGUGUCUUCUUGUCAGAGGUAAGUGAGAACAAACUACGUGAAAUUAGUUUAAACCACGAAUGGACUUUUGAAAAGCUGCGGCAGCACGUUUCCCGCAAUGCCCAGGAUAAGCAAGAAUUGCACCUUUUUAUGCUAUCGGGGGUCCCUGAUGCAGUCUUUGAUCUGACGGAUCUGGAUGUGUUAAAACUGGAGCUGAUUCCUGAAGCGAAAAUCCCAGCAAAAAUCUCCCAGAUGACAAAUCUUCAGGAACUUCAUCUGUGCCACUGCCCUGCAAAGGUCGAGCAGACUGCCUUCAGCUUCCUCCGGGACCAUUUGAGAUGCCUUUAUGUAAAAUUCACAGAUGUCGCAGAAAUUCCUGCGUGGGUGUAUUUGCUCAAAAACCUCCGAGAAUUGUACUUGAUAGGCAACUUGAACUCUGAAAAUAAUAAAAUGAUAGGGCUUGAGUCUCUCAGAGAGUUGAGACACCUUAAAAUUCUCCAUGUGAAGAGCAAUUUGACCAAAAUCCCCCCCAAUAUCACAGAUGUGGCACCACAUCUGACAAAACUGGUCAUUCAUAAUGACGGCACUAAGCUUGUGGUACUGAAUAGCCUUAAGAAGAUGAUGAAUGUUGCGGAGUUGGAACUGCAGAACUGUGAACUGGAGAGAAUUCCCCAUGCCAUCUUCAGCCUCUCUAACUUACAGGAACUGGAUUUAAAAUCAAAUAGCAUACGCACAAUUGAAGAAAUCAUCAGUUUCCAGCACUUAAAAAGAUUGACUUGUUUAAAGCUGUGGCACAAUAAAAUAGUCAACAUUCCUUCCUCCAUUACCCACGUAAAGAACUUAGAGUCUCUUUACCUCUCCAAUAACAAACUCGAAUCCUUACCAGCCGCAGUGUUCAGUUUACAGAAACUUAGAUGUUUAGAUGUAAGCUACAACUCAAUUGCAGUGAUUCCAGUGGAAAUAAGUUUGCUUCAAAAUCUGCAGCAUUUUCAUAUCACGGGAAACAAAGUCGACGUUUUGCCAAAACAGUUGUUUAAAUGCAUUAAAUUGAGGACUUUGAGUCUGGGACAAAACUGUAUUACCUCAAUCCCAGAUAAAGUUGGUCAGCUGUUGCAGCUGACUCAUCUGGAACUGAAGGGAAACUGCUUAGACCGUCUGCCAGCCACGUUGGGGCAGUGUCAGCUUCUCAGGAAAAGUGGGCUUAUCGUGGAAGAUCACCUCUUUGACACUUUGCCCUUGGAAGUUAAAGAGGUAUUGAACCAAGACACAAGCAUUCCCUUUGCUAAUGGGAUUUAAGCUGAGGUGAAAUGCUCAAGUAGCUAACUUCCAAACAGUAAAUGCUAAAAAGUGUGGCUAUUGUGAGACCAUGCGUUUUUAGAAAGCAGAUUUCCUUGGAAGGCGAGACUGCUAGUGGGAUUAUAAGAGGUGUAACCGAGUGUUCAAUGUUUGCAGUGUUUUAAAAAGAUUAUUUCCAAAAUUUUUGAGAGGAUAAAAAGAACCUUAAUAAUCUCAAUUCUUUUUUCCUUAAAUUGUUUGUAACUUGGAUGCUGCCGCUUUUGAAUGUUUACAAAUUUGCUUGCCUGCUUAAAGUAAAUGAUUAAAUUGAUGACCUUUUCUUACUAUGCAAGUUAUUCUUUAAGGUCUGGAUUUACUUUAGUGCAUUGUGGGAGGAAAAACAAAGAUAAGUAUUGUAUAUGGGACGGUUCUAAUAGCACUUGAAACACACGUUGGUGUGUUGUUAGUGUUUAGCUACUCUCAGCAAACGAAGCCACCAUUUUCCUGCACUAAGGUAUGUGGUUUGCAUGGGGCCUAAUAUGUUUGCCCUCGUUCUUCAUUCUGAAGGCCUCAUGGUUUUGGAUGAGAUUUGUCUAUGACUUAGUGUGACUCCUUCAGAGCUGCGAGGACCUGUCCUGUUCCACGGCUCUUCUACCCCAGCUUCCGUAAGGCUCCUUUGUCCUGAGUAGCAGGGAGUGAUAAAAGGGAGAGUAGUGCCACUGGCCUUCCAAGUUGAGGAUAGUUUUGAUGUUUGACUGUUCUGCACGAUAACUUCUGAGAGUCAUUAAACAGCAGGUGACUUUAUUGCUGGUGUUUUGCUUCUCUUCAGAGUUUCUGUCUGGGAAACUCGAGAUGUUUUACAAGAGUCAGUGAUUAUUUUGUUUCACAGCCCUUGCCCAGGAACAGGGUUGUCUGCUCUAUUUUCCAGACUAAUGACAGAGACUUAGAAUUACCCAAACGUGAUUUAGCUUUAUCACCUAUUGUAGCAUAUCUUCCACACAUAGACUUUAACUGUAGGAUACCCUUACCCCAGCCCUAGUAAUUUGAUAUUUUUGAACAUUUAUGCACUGUUAGAGAACCCUAAAUGUGUGCCAGAUGAGUCAUCAAAUAAAGAAAAAAAGCAGACA